This is a messenger RNA of Lacerta agilis (Sand lizard), 1157 nucleotides long. RefSeq names its product exosome component 2 (gene EXOSC2). Gene Ontology annotation, molecular function: RNA binding. NCBI's taxonomy places the organism in Eukaryota, Metazoa, Chordata, Lepidosauria, Squamata, Lacertidae. The transcript has 9 exons. Gene Ontology annotation, biological process: U4 snRNA 3'-end processing; CUT catabolic process; TRAMP-dependent tRNA surveillance pathway. Gene Ontology annotation, cellular component: nuclear exosome (RNase complex); cytoplasmic exosome (RNase complex). The coding region runs from base 29 to 955 and encodes 308 amino acids. The record is from RefSeq and is a predicted model, not a curated record.
AUCGCGCUGCUGCGUGCCAGCAGUCAAGAUGGCGGAAGCUGCAGCAGCAGCACCGGCCCCGGCGACAUCCGUGGAAGUGCGGCUCCCGGUUCCCCGCCCUCGCCUGGCUCAGAGCUUCUCCCGCGGGGCGGGCGAUUGGGACAAGGACCUGGUGGCCCCGGGGGACACCAUCACCACCGACCCAGGAUAUAUGAGGGGCCACGGGACAUACCUGGGAGACGAGAAGCUUGUUGCCUCUGUGGCUGGUGUUGUGGACAGGGUGAACAAGCUGGUCUGUGUAAAAGCUUUGAAAACAAGAUACAAUGGCGAAGUUGGUGAUAUUGUGGUUGGACGAAUCACAGAGGUUCAGCAGAAACGGUGGAAAGUCGAGACCAAUUCCAGGCUGGAUUCUGUCUUGCUCCUUUCAUCCAUGAAUCUUCCAGGAGGGGAGCUGAGGCGGAGAUCAGCAGAGGAUGAACUGGCAAUGCGAGAUUACCUGCAGGAAGGGGACCUUAUUAGUGCAGAAGUCCAAGCGGUGUUCUCUGAUGGGGCUGUAUCGCUGCACACACGGAGUCUGAAAUACGGAAAGCUUGGCCAGGGUGUGCUCGUCCAGGUGUCGCCUUCCCUCGUGAAGCGACAGAAGACCCAUUUCCAUGACUUGACUUGUGGGGCUUCCGUUAUCCUUGGCAACAAUGGGUUCAUCUGGAUCUACCCAACGCCCAAACAGAAGAAUGAGGAGGCUGGGGGAUUCGUCACCAACCUGGAGCCAGUGCCCUUGCCUGACCGUGAAGUGAUUUCCCGACUCCGGAACUGUGUUGUGGCUCUGGCAGCGCAGAAACAGAUGCUCUAUGACACCAGCAUCCUCUAUUGCUACGAGGCCUCCCUUUCUCAUGAGAUCAAGGACCUUCUCAAGCCAGAGGUGAUGGAGAAGAUUGUGCUGGAGACGCGCCAGAGACUGCUGGAACUGGAGGGGUGACUGGAGAGGGAAAGUGGCAAGGCAGUGAUGGUCCUUUCCUUUCAGGGAUCUAGCCUCCCUGAUGUUUUUUUCCCCCAGUGUGAGAUUUCAUUACAAAUCCCAUACCAAAUAGAAAAAGGGGGACUGUGGAAACGAUGAGAACUUUUGCUUAAGAAUCUUGUUAUCCUUUGUUAUGCUGCGGCCCUUCCAAUGAGGCUGGACU